AAACAUCGACAGUAUUUUGGAGGAGGUUUUAGAUGUAUCCCAGAAAUCAGUGUAUUUCAAAGAAGAUGUUGAAUUGGCUGUAGACCUUCACGAGAAAAUGGUGCCACUUGUAUCGAAAGUGUCGGCCAAUAUAACUUUGAACCACACACUUCGUAGUAUCAACAAUUUGUUAAACAUACCAGAGGAGGUUCUGGCCGAGACAGAACAAGAGAAUAGAAGUGCCAACAGAUUGCUGCAUCUUAUACAAGAAAUCCCAGAAAAGAUUCCACUGGAGGAGCAGCAAGUCACAGCUAUCUAUUCUAAUCUUGGUAUUGGUGUUGCCAAAGUGAAUCCGGACGCAUUCGAUGGUCUUUUCUAUGGGGUUUCUACGGAACCAAUGAACCAAGAAGAAAAACAAUGAUAUACGACUUACCAAAUCCCGACCAACAAGAAGCAGAUGCGAAGAUCAUGGCAUCUAUUUCAUUACCAAGGAGUUUAUUAAAACAUCUGAAAGACGAAGAAAGGUCAUCCGUUUCGCGGAUAACUUUUUUCUCCAUGCGGGACGAUAAGCUAUAUAGGGUAACACAAAACUCCAGUGCCAAAGGAAAUACUGAAAUUAACAGCCAUGUACUUGCUACAAGUAUCCCGAACAUUUCAAUAAGCAACCUUGAUGAACCAAUUAAUAUAUCCUUCAAUUUAAUAAACCAGAAUGCUAACAAACCACAAUGUGUUUACUGGGAUGAAAGCUCGGGAUUGGAUCCCCAUUGGUCCCUAAACGGCUGCAAUGUGUCCAAUUAUAUACCUGGAAAAGAAGUAACUUGUUCCUGUGACCGUCUUAAAAGUUUUGCCGUACUAAUGGAUGUCUACCAAAAGGAAGGAGAGAAAGAAAAUGCAAAUUACUUGUCUAUUGUAUCCAACGCUGGCUUUGGAAUUUCAUUCGUCUGUCUUGUUUUUACAAUAAUAAUUCAUGUUUGUUUCAGGUAAGUAUUUCAAUUUCUAUUUUCUUUUAUAAAUUGUUCAAAUACAGAGAAACAACAUCUGUCAGUUCGUGGGGUUUUCACAGGCUGAUCAGAUCGAUGCAGGUCGAGGAAAGAAUUCCAGAAUAUUGUCACUUUGAUGAAGAGUAACUGGAUAAAUAUUAUAGAGAAGAAUAUUUAAGUGACACACUGUAAUGAUGACACGAGAUAAAGGAGUGGGGGGGCGGAAUAAUCUAUCUCGUGUGUUUAAGUAGAAUUAAUUUAUAGCUUUGCAAUUCAGAAAAAGUAGAGGAAAAGAGUAGUGACAGAAGUGACUCCGUCUCUACUACUACUACUACUACUACUACUACUACUACUACUACUACACUACUACCACCACCACUACUACUACUACUACUACUACUACUACUACUACUACUACUACUACUACUACUACUUGCAGUCGUUAAAUUAUUUUCACAUAUUUGAUUCCAAAGUUGUGUCAUUUUUCUGGCAUAUUCCUUUGUAUCUUUUAUUCGUCUAAUCCUACCCAGAUUAGUCGUCUAAUCCCACUCAGUAACCAAAUUCAGAAUCAUACCAAGCUCUCACCAAUACGGUGUUAGACUUUAUGAAGAAACCAGGUAUUACCGCUUAACCUCCCACUUUUAGACAAAAACACAAUGGACGUGGUCAUUUAGUAUGCUAGAUACAGCAUGAAUCCAGAGAUCAAGUUGGCUUGUUCUAAGGCCUGUAGCAUAACAAAUAUCCGUUUCAACAAAUUCACAACUGAUAAUUUCAUUAUAUUUUGAAUUAAGCCAGUAUCUCUGAAAAUUUCCUUUUAUGGAAAACGUAUGCAUUUAACAAAUUCUAAAUGGAGAUAGGUGGAAUAGGUCUUAAAAUGAUUUUUCUAAAAUAAUUGUAUUCUACAUCAAUCAAAAUAACUUCCAGGUUAAUCGCAAUCUACGUCACCUGAAAUUUAUUUGAAUAAAAUUUUAUUUAAAAAUAUCUACUUUCUUGGAAGUUAUGAAGAAGGCAAGGCGUGAGAAAUACUCAUUUGAAAGACAAUAAGACAAGUGUAUAUUUGGUGAAAUCAAGUAAAUUACAAUCAUUUUUCCUAUUCGGGUUUUUAAUUCCUUCAACAAAUAUAAAAGGAUAUUGUCAGUGAUAUAGUUUCGCUGACGCCUGAUUAAGCUUGUAAUUUGAAAAAUGCUGUUGCUGAUAUGUCUGUAGAAAGUAGAUUUGCAAAUAAUUUGGGUAUCUUUUAUAUUUCCGCAGUUAAAAAAAGGCCUUAAAAACCUCCAUCCGGCAACGUGACGCAGUGAAAAAAAGCAGAAAUUUCCAUCAAUAAAAUAAAUCUAGGAACGACAUUUUGAUACAUACGUCAACAUUCAAAUUGCUUUCUUUAGUAACAGUUACAUAUCCUCAGCUAAUAAAUAAGCUGCUUUAUUAAAGUAGAGAAGUUGAUCUUUGGAUUUUUGGAGGGGAUGCGUGGGGAAGUUAGAGUGUCUUUGUGAAAUAAUAUUUGUCAUUCAGCUGGACGAACCACUUUUGUUUAUGGUAGAGAAUAUCUGCUUGUGUGAUGUGUAUGUGUGCGUGUGUGCUGUACCUUUGUUGUGUACAUACGUGUGUAUUUACGUGUGAGUGUGUGUGCGUAUAGCAGCAAACUCUUCCAUAGAUGUGAGCAGUACUCUAAUGAGGAACUAAAUUGAGAUUCCGAGAAUGUCUGCGGUUGCUUAAAACUGGCCAAUAUUUCCUAAACCUAAACAGAAAUCUGAAUAGAAAUCUAAGAAGCAGAAAUCUAAGUCUUCUGAAACACUAUCAUGAAUGGUCUAUUAUCAUCAUC
Molecule: messenger RNA, 2778 nt
Organism: Octopus sinensis (East Asian common octopus)
Lineage: Eukaryota; Metazoa; Mollusca; Cephalopoda; Octopoda; Octopodidae
Product: adhesion G protein-coupled receptor G3-like
Exons: 6
Coding region: 397-963 (188 amino acids)
Source: RefSeq, a predicted model, not a curated record